Messenger RNA from Dreissena polymorpha, 1978 nucleotides. RefSeq lists its product as uncharacterized. The record is from RefSeq and is a predicted model, not a curated record. The coding region runs from base 1101 to 1922 and encodes 273 amino acids. Lineage: Eukaryota; Metazoa; Mollusca; Bivalvia; Myida; Dreissenidae. The transcript is spliced from 3 exons.
ACCGCAAACUGACGGUGUAAUCUAACAUAAACAGUUCACGUGACAGUUAAACUUUUUUGUUUAUCGGAAGUUUUAACCUUCAAAUCAACUUGAGUUUCAACUGUGUUUAAUAUUGGAAGGUUUGGUGCUACUUGUUUAAGACUGCGGAUCGUGGUAAGAUGAGCUUGAUUUGUUCAGCUAUUAAAUUCAGCCGAUAGUACUUGUAAAACUCUUUCAGUAAAAUGGCAACCUUAUCACAAUCCACCAUUGACAAGGGCUCUGACAUUUUCCACGACUUCUUGUGCUACACCUGCGCAGACAGGAAACUGGAUAAUACAGCUGAUUUCUACUGUGAAUCUUGUGUUAAGUUUUACUGCGGAAAAUGUAUCCGCCCGCACAGCCAGUUGUUUACAAAACAUAAUCCCUUUGGAAGGGGAGAUAUGAAGAAAUGGCCAGUGACCAAAAAGGUGGAGGAUUUUCUACUGAAAUGUGAUUUCCAUAAAGAUAAAAACCUUGAAAUGUUUUGUUCUGAACACAGUGAGCUGUGCUGCACAAAUUGUGCAUUCCUAAAUCACAGACACUGCAAAAAGGUAACUCUUAUAUCCGACAUUGUAAAAAGUCAGUCUACAGACCUUCAGCAACUGUCAAUUUCUAUCCAAACUAUUCUGAAAGAAAUGAAGGAACUUCAAGGCAACCAGGAGGCUAGCAUUCAUUAUGUGCAAAGUUCAUACGAUGAGCAGUUAAGCAGGAUACAAAAAGCUCGCAGAGAAAUAAAUGCAACCUUAGACACGAUUGAACAGAAAACACUGAAGGAAAUGAAAGAUACUCUAACCAAACUGCAGGCCUCCAUCAAAAGUGAAGCUGACAAAUGCAUCAGGCUUAGGGAUGAAUUAAGACAACUUCGAGACGUCAUACAGGACAUUAGUGAUUAAAGCAAGCUGGAACUAUCCUUUAUAGCCACCAGGAAAUGCGAGGACAAAAUAGUACAGUCUACAACUUUUCUGAACACGAACUUUCUUCAGGAUAAAUUCUAUAUAACAUUCCAGCCUAACAGUGAAAUUGUACGGUACUUGUCCAAGCUGUCUGGUCUUGGGAGGAUAGAACACAGUACCAAGACAUUGAUGGUACAAGAUAAUCCAAACAAGGUAAUCAUUGUGCUGAGGAAGUCUGAAAACAAUGUGAAAAUAUCAAGUGAUUCACAGGAAUGCUUGAUCUCAGGCAUCCUUGUCCUCACAGACAGACAGGUCCUGGUUGUAGACCAAAGUAAUAAUAUUGUCAAGCUUCUUGACCAGCAGAACCAGGUGGUGAGUCACUGUAGUAUGACUAAAUGGCCCGUGGAUAUAUGUCAAAUCACAUCGAGAGAGGUGGCUGUGACACGGAAUGACAGUAACAUACAUGAGGUCCAGUUUAUAACAGUCAACAACAGGCAAAUAGUGACAGGAAGAAAGCUUCAGUUACUGCAUACAUGUUACGGUAUUGCCUUCCACCAGGGAGACCUAUAUAUUACUUCUUGGACUGCACUGUACAAGUAUAAACUGAAUGGGAAACUUGUCAGCAAGAUGUAUGAAGAUACAUCAGGUGAUUAUACAGUAAUGAGGUGUGCUGUGAGCCCCACAGGGGACAAGUUGUACAUCACAAACCUACUCCAGCACAAGCUCCUCACCCUGGCCAGGGAUGGUUCAGUCCUGGCCACCUUCACUGACCCUGCACUACAAUACCCACGUGGUGUACACGUUACACCUGCAGGACAGCUGCUCGUUUGUGGAGGCAAAUACUCCGAUCCCUUCAUCCUACAGGUAGACAGUGAGGGCAAAAGGAAGCUGGCUACUCUUGGUACGGAGAAGAAUUGUAUGCCACAAUCCGUCUGCUACAACAGACACACUGCCUCCAUCAUUGUGGGACUUCAUGAAAAGAACAACACCAUGGUGUUCAAAGUGCAAUAGGUUAAUUAUACAUGUAAAUUUGAUUUUCGAUUCAGAUGAAUUAAAUUGCAAUUGGA